AUGGUUUCCUUUUCUUGUGAGGUGUGCAACGACACCGUGAUCAAAAAGAAAUUAGAUCAGCAUUCUCAGAGAUGCCACGGUGCUUACUUUACGUGUAUCGACUGUUCCACCACUUUCAGUGGCACUGACUAUAGGGGUCACACUCAGUGUAUUUCUGAAGCUGAGAAAUAUGAGAAGGCCUUGUACAAGGGCAAGAAGAAGCCUGCCAAGGAGGAGAAAAAGUUUGUCAAGGAAGAGAAGAAGGAUGUGAAGGAAGUCAAGCAAGAGAAGAAGCCUGUCAAGGAAGAGAAGAAGGAAAAGUCUAAAAUUUCCAAACAGAAGAAAGAGAAGAAAAUCGACCUCUCCAAGUACUCCAAUGGAUCCCUCUACAAAAUCAUCAAAGACAUGUCUAAGGACUUGAACAAAGACAAAAAAGACGUGUUGAAACAGUUGCAGGUGGCUGUGGAGGACGGCAAAUUUGUGGUUUCCUUGUAA
Sungouiella intermedia is the source of this 474-nucleotide messenger RNA. Lineage: Eukaryota; Fungi; Ascomycota; Pichiomycetes; Serinales; Metschnikowiaceae. The record is from the annotation of a GenBank genome assembly.